This is a messenger RNA of Aspergillus ruber CBS 135680, 789 nucleotides long. RefSeq names its product NAD(P)-binding protein. Gene Ontology annotation, molecular function: hydroxypyruvate reductase [NAD(P)H] activity; NAD binding; glyoxylate reductase (NADPH) activity. NCBI's taxonomy places the organism in Eukaryota, Fungi, Ascomycota, Eurotiomycetes, Eurotiales, Aspergillaceae. The transcript is spliced from 5 exons. The record is from RefSeq and is a predicted model, not a curated record. Gene Ontology annotation, cellular component: cytosol. The coding region runs from base 1 to 789 and encodes 262 amino acids.
AUGCAUUUACCUGAACACUUUAUUCUCUUCUUAAACCCCGUUCGACAUGCAAUCUAUUUCCUCCAACAAUUGCCAAAAAUAGCCCGAACCGAACUCGUGACCAGCAAGAGCAGAGACGAGUUCUUUUCGGAUCUCCAAGGAAAAUACAAGGAUAUAACAAUCAUCUACAGAACAUCAGUCAGCGGUGCCAUAACCGGAAAGUUCGAAGCAGACCUAAUCCACCACCUCCUCGCAACCUGCAACUACAUCUGCCACAACGGCGCAGGAUAUGACCAGAUGACGUCGAUGCAUGCACAAAAGAAGGGUCUUGACUUUGGACAUAAUCAACAGGGGAGGAUUCUGAAUAUACUUGGGAUGGAGCGGAUUGGGUGUGCUAUCAAGAAGCGCGUUGAGCCUUUUAUUGUCCAAACGCGGUAUCAUAAUCCCACUGGUGCGGAGUACGUCACUUUUGAGAAAUUGCUAUCCAAAAGCGACAUAGCCAGCAUCAACAUCCCGCCCAUCCCUAACACCAAAGGCUUUAUCGACGUAAAAGAAAUCGCCCAGAUGAAAGACGGCGCCAUGCUUGUGAAGACAGCUCGCGGGGCAAUGAUCGAUAAAGCCGCAAUGGCAGAUAAAUUGUACUGUGGGAAGAUAGCGUCCGUGGGAUUGGAUGUGUAUGAGAAUGAACUGGUAGCUAAUGUGAAAUUGGUGAGGAAUGUGCGUGCAUUACUGAAUGCGAGGAAGGCGGUGCUUGGGGAGAGGAUGCUUUCGCCUGUCCCAGAGCAUGUUCAUUUUCCGUUGAGUGGCUAG